AUGGCACAACGACAGCAGAUCGACAAAGCCCAAUUUGCCCAAUUUGAAGCAAUAUAUCCAGAUCUCAAGGAGCUCCUCCUCGACCAUGCUAGGUUCUACAAUCUGCCUCCAGGAGACCUCGAAAUAUUAAAGGCUAAUCUAGAAAGCAACCUCCUCGGCGGAACAUACGAUAGCGGCAUGGUUGUUCCCAGUACCGUCUCCGUUCUCAUCGGUGCAACCCUUGGCAGGGAACAAUAUAAACAGGCAGCAGCUCUCGGUUGGAUAGUGGAACUGCUUCGGGCUUCGUUUCUAAUGUCUGAUGAUAUUAUUAACGGCAGCAUCAGCCGACGAGGCAAGCCAUGUUGGCAUUUGCAGAAAGGAAUUGGCCUUACAGCCAUCAACGAUUCCAUGAUACUAAAGACGAGCAUAUACUAUCUUUUGAAAGUUCUGUUUAGAUCCCACCCGGCCUACGUGGAUCUAGUCGAACUCUUUGUCGAAACAAGCUGGCAUACAGAGAUUGGACAGCUCUGUGACCAAUUUGUUGGUGCUUCAAAUGAAAGUGCAAGGAGCCGAUUAGAUUCAUCGUCUUUGCCGCUGUACAACUACAUCGUCACCAACAAAACUGUCUACUACUCGUUUUAUCUCCCUGUUGCUGUUGCGCUUCAUUUUGUUGGAAAAGCAACUGAAAUAAAUCUUGAGCACGCAAGAAAGAUUACUCUGUCAAUUGGAGAGUAUUUCCAAGUCCAGAAUGAUUACUUGGAAUACUUUGGCUCGCCUGAGAAAAUGGGAAACCAAGGUGCAGAUAUCAGAAACCAUAAACAUUCCUGGCUCCUUUGUCAAGCUCUAGAGAGCGCAAGUCCACCCCAGAAAGAAAUUCUCGAGAGGAACUUUGGUUCUAAGGACCAAGCUAAGAGGACCGCUAUUAAAAAUCUCUUGGAAAGAUUCGGGCUCAACCAACGUUACUUCGAAUUUGAGGAGAAGCGGUCAGAAGAGGUCAGCCAGAUGAUUGCAGCAACUGAUGAAGGUGCUGGUCUCAAAAAAGAAGUAUUUUAUGCACUUUGGAACAAGGUACAUGACAAAGAUAUGUAG
This is a messenger RNA of Clonostachys byssicola, 1068 nucleotides long. NCBI's taxonomy places the organism in Eukaryota, Fungi, Ascomycota, Sordariomycetes, Hypocreales, Bionectriaceae. The record is from the annotation of a GenBank genome assembly.